AGAUUGGAAUUUAUAAUUUAUUGUAAUCUGUAUGUACAUAUCUUUUAAUUUUGUUUACAGUCAGAGGCAAAAACAAAGAUUAAUAUAAGGCGGAAAAAUGGCCAUUACCACCUUAUUGCGGCGAUCCUUAAUUAACGGCACAUUAUAUUCAGCUGCAACAUUACGAUUUGCUUCCACACAGCCUGAAAAGAAAGUGUUUUUUGAUGUAUCUGCCGAUGGAGAGCCCCUUGGGCGUAUUGUUAUGAAACUUGAUUCAGAUUUAGUACCCAAGACAGCUGAAAAUUUUCGGGCACUAUGCACAGGAGAAAAAGGUUUCGGUUAUAAAGGAUCUUCUUUUCAUAGAAUCAUCCCCAAUUUCAUGUGUCAGGGCGGUGAUUUUACCAAUCACAAUGGAACUGGUGGUAAGUCGAUCUAUGGGCGUACGUUCCAGGAUGAAAAUUUCAAAUUAAAGCACACAGGCCCUGGAAUCUUGUCCAUGGCAAAUGCCGGUCCUGAUACAAAUGGUUCUCAGUUUUUCAUCACAACUGUAGCAACACCUUGGCUAGAUAGAAAACAUGUGGUUUUUGGUGAAGUUGUUGAAGGUUUAGAAGUUGUAAAGAAAAUGGAAAGUUUAGGAUCUCGUACUGGAAAGCCUUCUAAGAAAGUUGUAAUAUCUGAAUGUGGUGACAUGGAUCAAGAAAUAGUUUGAGCUGUUAUGCUGGAAGAGUAUUUUACGUAAAAAUUAAAGAGUCAGUUGUAUGAUUUUUCCAUGAAAUAAACAUACAUCUCUUAAGUAAAAUGUACUUUACUAAAAUAGUCUAGAGUUCUUGCCUUGUUUCUACAUAGACGUAGGUAGACUUUAAAGAGAAAUUCUUUCUAUAAUACCUAAUUUAAAUGAAGAAUAUAGUGUAGACAAUAAUGUGAAAGUAAAGCAUAUUAACAAGUACCUAUCUUGUGCUCAUGUGUCAUUACCAAAG
Messenger RNA from Diatraea saccharalis (sugarcane borer), 956 nucleotides. NCBI's taxonomy places the organism in Eukaryota, Metazoa, Arthropoda, Insecta, Lepidoptera, Crambidae. The record is from the annotation of a GenBank genome assembly.